UCUCCCAGGGCUCGCAAUGUGCAGUUGAGCCUCGCGUGGGGCAGAGCUGCGCACCGCACGGGCGUCCCGGGUUCCCAGGCUCACACUGAUCCCGAUGUCACUGUCUUCUUCGACUAGCGUCCAGCUCCUCACAUGGGACCACGGGAGAGUUCUUCCUAAGAAAGGCUGUGGCUUCCUGCUCAUCCGCAUGCCAGAAGCGCUUGUAGAGAUUCAAAGUUGCAGCCGGCCACCGCCCUCUCUACCGCCCCACGCCCCUUCUCCCCACGCUUCCUAAAUCUACCCAGGCACAGCCCUCAGCUAACCUCCCCACCCCACCCCCCGGCUCUCUGUGUAAUGACCCUCCCAUCUAGGUACCCUGGCUCACUGAAGACUGCAGAUACACAGAUAAACGGAGGGAAGUAGGGGGUGGGGAAGAGGGAAGGGAGGAAAGAAGGAGGAGAGAAUGCCAGAAGGUCCCUGCCUCUGCCAAGAGUCCCAAUUAGAUGUGACCGUGUCAGCUUGGCCAAGGUGAAGAAAGUUGAAUCUAAGCCUAGGAAGUGGGCUUGCCUGCAAAGAGCAAGAGGAGGGAGGUUCGGCUUCCCUCCCUUCAACAGAAGACCACUGGGUCCCCCUUUCCACAACCUCCUCCCUCUCUUCUCCUCCACCCCUCCAUUUCCCCACUCCCCUUGCCUCAGAGGCCUGGAUGCUGUGCCACCACCCGGCAGUGGUCCAGCACGCAGCCGGGAGGGGGCGGGGGCAGGGGCCACUGUGACAGGAAGCCUUGCGCACAAAUUGACCAUUUCGGUGGCAAAAUAAGUUCUCUUUUGGAUUUGGAAAGGACAAAGGCAGCAAACUACCUCUUUUGUGUCGGAUGAAGAGGACCAACCAUGAGCAAGAGGCAGGGUGCAGGCUCACCGCUGCCCCUUCCACCGCGGUCAGCUCCAGUUCCAGCCAGGAGUUGUCGGUGCGAGGGAUUCGGUGAGAGAGACUGUUAGUCUGAUCCUCCCUCAUUUGAAGGACAGAUCAAAUAUCCAGAUUGGAAAUGAGAGUGGAAGAUUAGCAGGCAGCAUUGUCUCCAUCCAUUGUGAUCUCCCACAGUUACAGAAGCAGGAUUCAUGAAGAUGUUGGCAAGACUUCAAGUUCUUACCCUAGCAUUGUUUUCAAAGGGAUUCUUACUCUCCUUAGGGGACCAUAACUUUCUGAGGAGAGAGAUUAAAAUAGAAGGUGACCUUGUUUUAGGGGGCCUAUUUCCUAUUAAUGAAAAAGGCACUGGAACUGAAGAGUGCGGGCGAAUCAAUGAAGACAGAGGGAUCCAACGACUGGAGGCCAUGUUGUUUGCUAUUGAUGAAAUCAACAAAGACAAUUAUUUGUUACCUGGAGUGAAGUUGGGUGUUCAUAUUUUGGAUACAUGUUCGAGGGAUACCUAUGCAUUAGAACAAUCACUGGAAUUUGUCAGGGCAUCUUUGACUAAAGUGGAUGAAGCUGAGUAUAUGUGUCCUGAUGGAUCCUAUGCCAUUCAAGAAAACAUCCCAUUGCUCAUUGCAGGAGUCAUUGGAGGCUCCUACAGCAGUGUUUCCAUACAGGUGGCGAACUUGCUGAGACUCUUCCAGAUCCCUCAGAUAAGCUACGCCUCCACCAGUGCCAAACUCAGUGACAAGACACGCUACGAUUACUUUGCCAGAACCGUGCCCCCUGACUUCUACCAGGCCAAAGCCAUGGCUGAGAUCUUGCGCUUCUUCAACUGGACCUACGUGUCCACCGUGGCCUCGGAGGGUGACUACGGGGAGACAGGGAUCGAGGCCUUCGAGCAGGAAGCCCGGUUGCGCAACAUCUGCAUCGCCACGGCCGAGAAGGUGGGCCGCUCCAACAUCCGCAAGUCCUACGACAGCGUGAUCCGCGAGCUGCUGCAGAAGCCCAGCGCGCGCGUCGUGGUCCUGUUCAUGCGCAGCGACGAUUCGCGCGAGCUCAUCGCCGCCGCCAGCCGGGCCAACGCCUCGUUCACCUGGGUGGCCAGCGACGGCUGGGGCGCGCAGGAGAGCAUCGUCAAGGGCAGCGAGCACGUAGCCUACGGCGCCAUCACCCUGGAGCUGGCCUCACACCCCGUGCGCCAGUUCGACCGCUACUUUCAGAGCCUCAAUCCCUACAACAACCACCGCAACCCCUGGUUCCGAGACUUUUGGGAGCAGAAGUUCCAGUGCAGCCUCCAGAACAAGAGAAACCACAGGCGGCUUUGCGACAAGCACCUGGCCAUUGACAGCAGCAACUAUGAGCAGGAAUCCAAAAUCAUGUUCGUGGUGAACGCGGUCUAUGCCAUGGCGCAUGCGCUGCACAAGAUGCAGCGCACCCUUUGUCCCAACACCACCAAGCUCUGCGAUGCCAUGAAGAUACUGGACGGAAAGAAGUUGUAUAAGGAGUAUCUGCUGAAAAUCAACUUUACGGCUCCAUUCAACCCAAAUAAAGGAGCAGACAGCAUCGUGAAGUUUGACACUUUUGGAGAUGGGAUGGGACAAUACAACGUGUUCAAUUUCCAGUACAUGGGUGGAAAGUAUUCCUACUUGAAGGUUGGCCACUGGGCAGAAACUUUAUCUCUAGAUGUGGGCUCUAUCCACUGGUCUCGGAACUCAGUCCCCAUUUCCCAGUGCAGUGACCCUUGUGCUCCUAAUGAAAUGAAAAAUAUGCAGCCAGGGGAUGUGUGCUGCUGGAUCUGCAUCCCCUGUGAGCCCUAUGAGUAUCUGGCUGAUGAGUUCACCUGUAUGGACUGUGGGCCUGGCCAGUGGCCCACUGCAGACCUAUCUGGAUGCUUUGACCUUCCGGAGGACUACAUCAAAUGGGAAGACGCCUGGGCCAUUGGCCCUGUCACCAUUGCCUGCCUGGGUUUCAUGUGUACAUGCAUGGUUUUAACAGUUUUUAUAAAGCACAACAACACACCCUUAGUCAAAGCAUCAGGCCGGGAACUCUGUUACAUCUUGUUGUUUGGAGUUGGCCUGUCCUACUGCAUGACAUUCUUCUUCAUUGCUAAGCCAUCACCGGUGAUCUGUACCUUGCGCCGGCUUGGGCUAGGGACCUCCUUUGCUGUCUGUUAUUCAGCCCUGCUGACCAAGACAAACUGUAUCGCUCGCAUCUUCGAUGGAGUCAAGAAUGGAGCUCAGAGGCCAAAAUUCAUCAGUCCCAGUUCUCAGGUUUUCAUCUGCCUGGGUCUGAUAAUGGUGCAAAUUGUGAUGGUGUCUGUAUGGCUGAUCCUGGAGGCUCCAGGUACCAGGAGGUACACCCUUCCAGAGAAACGGGAAACGGUCAUCCUAAAGUGUAAUGUCAGAGAUUCCAGCAUGUUGAUCUCUCUUACCUACGAUGUGAUCCUGGUGAUCUUAUGCACUGUGUAUGCCUUCAAAACAAGGAAGUGCCCAGAAAAUUUCAACGAAGCCAAGUUCAUUGGGUUUACCAUGUACACCACCUGCAUCAUCUGGUUGGCAUUCCUCCCUAUAUUUUAUGUGACGUCCAGUGACUACAGAGUACAGACGACAACUAUGUGCAUCUCUGUUAGCCUCAGUGGCUUUGUGGUCUUGGGUUGUUUGUUUGCACCCAAGGUACACAUUGUCCUGUUCCAACCACAGAAGAACGUGGUCACACACAGACUGCACCUCAACAGGUUCAGUGUCAGUGGAACAGCGACCACAUAUUCUCAGUCCUCUGCAAGCACGUACGUCCCCACGGUGUGCAACGGGAGGGAAGUCCUCGACUCCACCACCUCGUCUUUGUGAUUGUGUUUGCAGUUUAGUUCUCGUGUUUUUAGACUGUUAGACAAAAGUGUUUGUGUGCCACUCCAGAAUAUGGAAGCAGAGAAAUGAACAACCCUAGUACCUUUUUUUAGAAACAGUACAAUAAAUUAUUUUUGAGGACUGUACAGUAUGUAGUGAUGUGCUAGAACUUUCUAGGCUAAUUUUAGUGCCCCCAUUAUUAAUAAUUCCCUCCAAAAUGGAAAUAACCAUUGUUUACAGAGCUGAGCAUUGGUGACAGGGUCUGACAGGUCAGUCUACUAAAAAAAAAUAUGGUGGCAAUAUUAGGUAACUUUUUUUCUUAUGAAGCUUUUUGUAGGUCCUUGUAACUAAUUUAGGAUGAGUUUCUAUGUUGUAUAUUAAAAUUAUAUUAUGUGUAACAGAAUGUUUUCUCAGUACAAAUAAAAAAAGCAUCUGUAUUAAGGUAAAGAUAUUGGGAAUAAAACCUUCAAGGUUUUCCAGCA
Messenger RNA from Jaculus jaculus (lesser Egyptian jerboa), 4213 nucleotides. It is a transcript of the gene Grm3, whose product is annotated as glutamate metabotropic receptor 3. Lineage: Eukaryota; Metazoa; Chordata; Mammalia; Rodentia; Dipodidae. The record is from RefSeq and is a predicted model, not a curated record. The coding region runs from base 1095 to 3734 and encodes 879 amino acids. Gene Ontology annotation, molecular function: group II metabotropic glutamate receptor activity. The transcript has 6 exons. Gene Ontology annotation, biological process: regulation of synaptic transmission, glutamatergic; G protein-coupled glutamate receptor signaling pathway. Gene Ontology annotation, cellular component: membrane.